CUAUUGACAUACGGAAUAGCACUCCAAUUCAGGUUCUGUUUGGGUUACGUUCGGUUGCUGUGAACAAAAGAGUCACACAGCGCGGCGGGGCCCCGACGCGUUACGUCCGCCCUCCUCCCUGACAGAACCCCACGUACAGUACAGUGUAUGGCGUUCUUCGGUGACCUACAAACAACGCGGUUGGUGAAAACGACAUGACAAGCUCUGCAGUCUGUAGGAGAUAAAAGUUGAAUUUGCCAGACCUAAGCUGGGCCUGACAUACUAGUGUAUGUGUGUGUGAGUGUAGAAUAACUUGUGGUUUGUUUGCCAAGUGACGACUCGAACGGAUUUAUUUAUUCGAACGACUAUUCUUCGUUUGAUCGUGCUGAGCCCAACUGGUCGUGGCUGCAGUGGAAAGUCGAAGAAUGUCGUCGACGCCGAAGCGAUUUUAUAAACAGCAAAAUGCGCCUCGUUUCAGAAGUGGAGUUUGGCAUUUCAUGAGGAAAGAUGACCACAAAAACGCUACUUGCCUCAUCUGCAAUUCUAAAUUCAAGUUUCAUGGGUCCACAACGUCGCUUCGAUCACACCUCAGGGCGAAACACCCAGAGCACGAUUUUUCUGGGGAAUACGACCAGGAAGAAGCACAGGCGGCAUCCAGGUUAGUAAACCUUUUGCAACCAGUAAAGGCUCCAGAACCCUCUCCAAGUCCUAGUGAGGUGAAGCCAGAAAGCAACCGUGUGAAGAGUGGAGUCUGGAAACUUAUGACCAAGGAUAGCCCCUAUAUAGCCACAUGUAUUGUCUGCAAUGCAAAAUUCAAGUUUCACGGGUCAACGUCUUCACUGUGGGCUCAUCUCAAAGCGAAACAUCCUGUGGAACUCGACAACUCCGCAACAGAAGACCCAAAUGAAUCACAGUUGUUGCAGUUUUCAGCUGCUCAGAACCACCCCACUGAAUCCUCUGUAAGUGGCAGUGCUAGUGUGACUGUGAGUGUGAAAAAGUCAGAGACUUCUGAGAAAAUAUCUUUUCACCGAGAACCCACUACAAAAAAGAAGCAGCUUGAGCGAGUGCUGGUGGAGAUGAUUGUGAGAGACCUGCAGCCCUUAAGCAUCGUGGAAGAAGGUGGCUUUCAAAAGCUGAUCCACACUCUUGAUCCGAAGUACACUCUUCCCAGCCCUAAACAGCUGGCAACCACCAUCUUGCCAAACCUUCAGAAAGAAGAAAUCAGGAAACUGAAAGCAGAGCUUGGAGAUAUUGCAAACGUCACAGUAACUACUGAGAUCUGGACUUCAGUUGUCACAGACAGCUUUCUCACAGUGUCAGUGCAUUAUCUGAACUCGCAGUGGCAGAGGAAGUAUGCUGUCCUGGAGACCUGUAAGCUCGUAGAUGACCUCACGCCUGCAAACAUCGCCGAGGAACUGUCAAGAGUCUUCACAGCAUGGGACCUCCACCCCAAGGUCACAUGUGUGGUGACUGACAACAGUGAGAACAUGGCGGCAGCAAUGCGAAUGCUAAGGUUGCCGCAUGUUACCUGCUACGCACACACAAUGGAUGGGAUAGUACGAGACUCUUUACGAAAUGUGCAAGAAGUUACGAGAUUGGCUAAGAAAGUGCGAGACAUCGUUUCCUUCUUUCACCACAGUGAAAUGGAUUCUGAAAAACUCAUGCAUCUGCAGAGGGAACAAGAGCGCCAACCCCAGAAGCUCAAGCGUGAUGUACCCUCCCAAUGGGUUUCCACUUUCUACAUGCUGGAACGGUUUAUCCAUCUUUAUGGCUUCAUUGCUGGUGCUCUAUACCAGGUGGGCAGAGCUGAACUGUUGCUGUCUGAUGAUGAGCUGGAAGUUGUCAAACAUUGUGUGAAGGUUCUUGAGCCCUUCGAAGUGGCAGUUAAGGAAAUGACGUCCGAAAAACAUAUGCCAAUGUGUAAAGUGAUCCCGAUGACAAAAGCCAUUUCACAGUUUGUGUCUCGUAACACCCAAAACUCUGGCGGUGACAUAUCUGGGUUGGCCACUGAACUGGAACUUCAAAUGUCACGACAUUUUGACAACAUGGAAGACAACUUCCUGUAUGGCGCUUCAACACUGUUAGACCCCCGCUUCAAGAAGCUGCCCUUCUCAACGUCAGAAGCUGUCGGCAACACUGAGCAGCAGCUGGGGGAGGAAAUCUUGAUCCAAACUGAACCUGCGGCGGUGCUGAAACCUGAAACAGAGGCUAUGGAUGACUCAAAAUCUCUGUGGUCCUCUUUUGACCAACAGGUGGAAUUCACCCUAUCAGCACUGUCCAACCCACAGGAGUCUACUGUGGAGUUUAAUCGAUAUUACGAGGAAAUGCUCUUGCAGCGUCAGGAAAACCCGUUUCGAUGGUGGGAAAAAAUGAGCAAGUUCCUCACCAGACUAUCCCCUAUAGCCAUGAAAUACCUGGCAAUUCCAGCUGCCUCAAUUCCGGCAGAGAGACUGUUUUUGAAAAAUCAAGAAGUGAUUUCCCUGCGAAGAUCCAUUCUGAAACACUCUGUUGUUGAUACUGUCUUGUUUCUGAACAAUAGAUUUUCAGUUUGAUUAUAUUAAUAAUUAAGAAGAGCAGUGUCUCGCCUUAAUGUCAUGGUUUAUUUUCAGUAAAAUACAUACAGAUUAAUUUUUUAAAUGAUAGAUGAUAUUCAGUUGAGGAAGAUGAUGUCAAGCAUUAUUAUUUCGUAAGUCUUCUUGUAACAAGUGCAUUUGCCUUGAAAAGCUUGUCUUUCCCAUUCUGGCUUUGAGUUUGAGCUCAUUCAUCAUGUUUGUUGUUGCCUUUUUUCAAGGAAGAACAGUGUAAAGUUUUAUCGCUACACUUUUGUUGUACAUUACAUUACAAACACAGUCUAGCACGCACAUAGUCACACAAAGAAGCAAAGAGACUUUCACGUCCCAGUUUUUAAAUUUUACCCAUACAUUCUUUAAAUUUUUGAAAAAUGUAACUUCGCUAUUCGUACCUCUAUAAUAAUAUGAAAAAAUUGACUGCGUGUCCUGCUGAUAUUGCUGUGUGCAUGCUAGACAAGAUCCAGAGAUACAUGUUACAAUUGUAAAACUCACAUUUUUGUUAACCCUAUCCGUACACCCUGGGGUCAUUUUGUACACUCGGGGUUGUAUUCUUCACAUUUUAGA
This is a messenger RNA of Aplysia californica (California sea hare), 3113 nucleotides long. Its product is annotated as zinc finger BED domain-containing protein 4. The record is from RefSeq and is a predicted model, not a curated record. Gene Ontology annotation, molecular function: protein dimerization activity; DNA binding. NCBI's taxonomy places the organism in Eukaryota, Metazoa, Mollusca, Gastropoda, Aplysiida, Aplysiidae. The coding region runs from base 405 to 2531 and encodes 708 amino acids. The transcript has a single exon.